Molecule: messenger RNA, 1921 nt
Organism: Bactrocera dorsalis (oriental fruit fly)
Lineage: Eukaryota; Metazoa; Arthropoda; Insecta; Diptera; Tephritidae
Product: kelch-like protein 5
Exons: 8
Coding region: 189-1892 (567 amino acids)
Molecular function (GO): protein binding
Source: RefSeq, a predicted model, not a curated record
GGUAGUAAGUUCAGUUCUUCUUAACAAGUGUUGCGACAAGUGUAUUUAUAUACUUAAUAUAGUACAUAAUCACAUAUUUUAAAAAAUAUUGUAUAAUUUACAUUAGUGUGGAAAUAUCGGAAAGCAGUUGUAUACGGUUAUUGUUGUUGCAUAAUAUUGGAAUAACGGGGAAAGUUCAGUAACAAAUAAUGGCGACGAGUUGUGCUCAAACACUUGCUCUACAGAGUAAUUCCAGUGAGCUGAACCGCUUCAUGAAGAAAUUGAUGAAGAAAUUACUUAGCUUCUACGACGAACAGUCUCUAAUCGAUGUGACUUUUAAAGCAUCAAACCCAACGGCUGUUGUACCCGCGCAUCGUUUGAUACUCGCAGCAGCAAGUCCCUACUUCGAGAACCUUUUCAAAGGCGAGCAAGGCAAUAAUCCCGUCGUCGAGAUAAAUGAUAUCGAUAGCGAUACUUUGGAGCGUCUAAUAGCCUUUUGUUACACCGGAGAGGCCCUCAUUACCGUUAACAAUGUCGGUGUCAUGCUAAAGGCGGCAAUCGUUUUGCAAUUGGACGAUGCCAUAAAUAGUUGUGUUGACUACAUCAUGGCGAAUAUGAAUGAAUAUACAUUGCAGGCUGCUUACACGCUUGAGCGAGAAACACAGUGUGAACAGCUUAAGCAAAAAAUUAUGGAAUAUGAAAUAAAGAACUUCAUGGAGAUCAGUCGAGGCGUUGAGUUUCUGAGUUUUGAUGUAGAAAAAUUGCAACGUAUUCUGGAAUCUGACAAUUUGAAUAUAACUCGUGAGGAAGAUGCCUAUGAUGCCAUAAAACGCUGGGUCAAUUACGAUGAGCCUGCACGUCAAGAGUCACUGCCACUUUUAAUAGCUUGUCUCCGGCUUACCCAAUUUGAUGCGGACUUUCUGUGGACACACAUUCAGCCGUUACCUGGUUGUGAACUGCUGGCCUUCAAGGCGCUAACGUGGAUCAGAGAGCCUGCAGCACGAACAAAGAUAAAUAUGAGAUUUACAGAACCACGUGCUACUUGUGAGAAAACAUUCCUGGUGAUUGGCUCAACAGAGACAUAUCACAAUCUGUUGCAAUAUAACAAAGCUGAGGAUAAGUGGCAAGAAUAUGCGAGUUUAGAAAUCGAUUAUGUAAAUUAUUGUAUGAUUUUAGAGGAUGAUAAUUUAAUAUUUAUUGGCGGUCGUAAAAGUGGUUUAACAUCCAAAAUCGUCCGCAGCUUGAAUAUACGAAAUAAGAUAUGGCAAAAUUUGCCCGCCAUGAACCAAGCAAGAAGCUUACACUGUGUUGCCAAAUUAGAUGGUAAAAUCUUCGCGAUUGGUGGUUUAGAGCGUGAUUUAGAGGAUGGAAAAGUUUUGUCGUCGGUGGAAAGAUAUACACCAUCCGAUGGUUGGGAGUUCAUGAACAGUUUGAUUUUUGGAAGAUAUAGCGCCAGAGCAGUGACUUUAAAUAAUAAAAUUUACGUAUUGGGCGGUAAAAAUGAUAAUGGCGACUUAAAACUCGUCGAAUGCUACAAUCCGGAUUCGAAUACUUGGACUUCUUGCGCGGAUAUGACAAAAUGUCGUGACUUUCCUUUUGUAAAAGUACAUAAUGGGCACAUAUAUGUUUUAGACACGUAUUCUGCUUCCGGUAGCCAAAGUGUUGAACGUUAUGAUCCUGAGCGAAAUACCUGGUCUAAGAUUUGUUGUUUGAAUGCUGAAUGGGCUCGUAUUGCAGGCAUGUCGUUAGACAAUAAGCUAUGGUUUAUUGGCCGCCCUAAAUCUGACGACAGAUCAAGUGUGUCAAUCUAUGACGAGGAUAAUGACCGUUGGGCAGAAAAGUGUUCAUUUUCCAAUGUAAAUGGAUAUUUCCGUUGUAUUGUGCCUGUAGCCUACUGUCGUCAAAAUGAAUAAAUAUUACUUAUUAUUAUAUAUAUUUUUUU